AUGAUUGCUGAUGAUGAUCAUACAAUUUUAUUCGAUCCAUCAUCCUUAUCUAUCAGUGUAAAUAAGGUUCGAUCAACAACUGUUCAACUUGUUACGCCUCCUGGUCAAUAUGUGAAUAUUACAUUUCUCUAUGGAAAUAAUGAUGAAUUAACAUUAAAUACACAUGGCUAUAUAGAUCCAUUACCAAAUAUUACAUUUAAUCAACAUAUCACAACUCAACAAAUUCACAUUAAAGCGAGAAAAGCGGGACAUUUGAUUAUUGGUGCUCAAUCAGAAGAACUAAACAUAACUCAGCGAGAUUUUGUAAGAAUUGAAAUAAGUAAAAGUUCAACAUUAAAUGUAUUUAUACAAAUUAUUGGAUGGAUGUAUUUUCUAGCCUGGUCUAUAUCAUUUUAUCCACAAAUAAUUUUAAAUUUUAAACGAAAAAGUGUUAUUGGUUUAAAUUUUGAUUUUUUAACAUUAAAUAUAUUAGGACAUUUUUGUUAUUCUGUAUUUAAUGUGACUUUAUAUUCAUCAUCAGCGGUACAAUCUGAAUAUUAUCAUGCACAUCCACAUGGUGUUAUUCCUGUAUUAUUAAACGAUGUUGUAUUCGCUUGUCAUGCUGUAUUUGCAUGUUUAGUAACCAUAUUUCAGUGUUUAUUUUUUGAACGAGGUAAACAACGGGUCUCUUACACCACUCGUAUAAUAAUUAAACGUAAAUUUCAAACUUUAACAUUAUUAUACUUUUAUUCUUAUGUAAAACUUUUAAUAACAUUGCUUAAAUAUUGGCCUCAGGCUUGGUUUAAUUAUCGUCGAAAAUCAACAGAAGGUUGGUCUAUAGGAAAUAUAUUGCUUGAUUUUACUGGAGGAGCAUUAAGUUUACUUCAAAUGUUCAUGUUAGCUUAUAAUUUUAAUGAUUGGACAUCUAUAUUUGGAUCACCCACAAAAUUUGGUCUUGGAGUAUUGUCAAUAUUUUUCGAUCUUAUUUUUAUUAUUCAACAUUAUUAUCUCUACAGACAACCAAUUGUUUCCGAUUCGUUUAUCCGUAUUGAACGUUGGUUAGAACAUAAUGCCCCUCAUGUGUCGAAGAAAUUGAAUUCACCUGUUCUAGCACCAGAAUUACAAAAAGCGGAAAAAGAACUAGGUGCACAUUUUCCACAAUCUGUUAAAGAUGCUUAUCUGAUUCAUAAUGGUGAAUCAACAGAUUCUGAAGGUAUUUUUGGACUAUGGCGUUGGUUACCUUUAAAAGAAAUUGUCGAAUGGAAUAAUGAACAAAAACGACGAGAACGAAAAUAUCAAUUUGGCGAUUUUAAACCAUCGUUUAUGAUUCCUCUAUUGGAAUCGGCAGAUGGAAAUCUAAGAUAUGUUGAAACAUCAGAUGAAACCGGCGAAGAAGAAACACCGGUAAUAGAGUGGUCCCACGAUAAUCCAACUCGAGAUGUUAAAUAUGGUAGUUUCUCAACUUAUUUAUCAACAUUUGCUGAUCGAUUGGAAGCGGGCGAGUUUAUUUACAAUACAAAAGAACAUUUAGAAGGACUUAUGUCAAAAACUUGA
Messenger RNA from Didymodactylos carnosus, 1533 nucleotides. The record is from the annotation of a GenBank genome assembly. Lineage: Eukaryota; Metazoa; Rotifera; Eurotatoria; Philodinida; Philodinidae.